Fusarium verticillioides 7600 is the source of this 1860-nucleotide messenger RNA. RefSeq lists its product as hypothetical. The transcript is spliced from 2 exons. The record is from RefSeq and is a predicted model, not a curated record. NCBI's taxonomy places the organism in Eukaryota, Fungi, Ascomycota, Sordariomycetes, Hypocreales, Nectriaceae. The coding region runs from base 422 to 1735 and encodes 437 amino acids.
AAUAAGUCGGUAUCAACACGCUUGUCGAAGAUUCCCAUGGACAAAGAAGAAAAGCCAAUAUGGACGACCACGUCAAAUGAACCCCCAGGGCAUGACAUCUUCUGCACUCCCGAAAACAGCGAAUUCCUGUCAAGAGUACAAUAUCAAAGUCUAAAUACAAACGACAGAGAAAUUCGCCUUCUCAAGAUCCUACCCGAUACGCGGUCUGGCUUCAUCGAAUGCGAGCUAUUGCCCAGCGCGAAACUCGCUGAUGUGCAUAAGCAAUACCUUGCACUGUCGUACUGCGCAGGCGAUGCGCGCAACACGAAACCAAUUAUAGUCAAUGGAGCGAGAUGCAAUGUCUUUGCCAACCUGCACCACGCCUUGAAGACAGUUCGCCAUUAUUGGAAGACGCAUAGAGAGAUCUCAUCAAGUUGGGUUCAUGAGAGCCAUUUAUGAGAGUGCAAGUGAGACUCUUAUUUGUCUAUCCGUCACUGAGACGCGAGGAGAUGGGAUGCGAUGGCUUGUGCAACUAGAACGAAUCCUUGGAAAUGGGUUGAUUCUCCAGGCCAUGUUUCCCCCAGAAGACCAGCCACGUUCACGACGCAUCGUCUCAAGUUUUCGGUUUCAAUAUAAGAUGCAGCAGUGCCUAAGUCAGUCCGAGUUUGUUGAUGGUUGGAUCGAGUUCUGCAAAGUCCUGAGCAGUCCAUGGUGGGAAAGAGCAUGGGUCUUUCAAGAGUUUAUGGUAUCCUCUCGAGCGACGUUUCUCUACGGCCAGCAUUCUAUGGAUCACGCGCUCAUGCUAUUACUCAUGCCCGACCUCUGUAUAUCGACGCUAGGGAUCCUUUUUGAGCCAACCAAGACCCGCGGAACGUGUGUCAAGAAGAAGCUGAAGCGUGCCAAGGUCACUCGUACCCAGGUUUCACGAUCUAUUUCCAAGGUUCUCAGUGUCUUUCUCGCCAAAAACGAGUGGUAUAGAGAUUAUGAUCUGAAGAAACUUCUUGUAUACACGCAAAACAGUCAGUCUUCUGAUGAGCGGGAUCGGAUCUACUCUAUGGUCGGGCUUGCGAACCCUGGUUACGCAAUAAUACCGGACUAUUCAUCUGAGAACGGGUUUGACAGGCUUCUUGUGAAGACGACAAGACGUAUUAUAGAAUUUGAGGAUAGCCUGGAAGUCCUGUCAUACCUAAGCCGUGGAAACCCGCCGUCUACUGGCUGCAGAAAGCUGCAGCCCUCAUGGGUUGUCGACUGGACCACAGUUCAGUCGGUACCCUCCUGGGUCGUUGACUUGGCCGAAAUCCGACAUCUCCCUGAGGCAACGCCAUAUAGGGCAGAGAUUGAGUCGGGAGUCAGUAAUCAUUACAUCAAAGCUGGAUAUGCCGAUGCUUCAUUCAUCCAGCUCCCGCAUCCGGUAUACCCUGGAAUGAAGACUACAGCAUUGCAGGUGUGGGCUGCGCUCCUGGAUUCCGACUUCCUUAUUAAUGAUCAAAAUAUGUUUGUUAGUCAAAAUCUUUUCGCAUUCAAGGCUAAAUUUCCAGUCCAAAGGGAUGACGAGCUUUGGGUUCUCUGCGGCUCAUUAGAGCCCUUUCUUUUGAGGAGAUGUUCGGACGGCUACUGCAUUGUUGGACCAGUACUUUGCUUGACUUUGACGUUCCAGCCCUUUUGGGGGAUAUCUGGACGUUUGGACGAGUACAUUGAUGAAUCGGGAGACCUUGACCCUUUCAAGAUGGAAAGGAAAAGGAUCACGAUCUUUUAGAUAGAAACCCUCAGUAGUAGCUACUUCUGUUACUGUAUGAUGGUAAUAGGGUGUCUUGCUUUUGGCAGCUAGAACUAUUUACUGAGGAUAUGCUGCACCGUCAGCUCUAGGAUCACUACCAGCAG